AUGCAGAUUUUCGUGAAGACCUUAACGGGUAAAACCAUCACUUUGGAGGUGGAGCCCAGUGACACCAUUGAAAAUGUUAAGGCCAAGAUCCAAGACAAGGAGGGUAUCCCUCCGGACCAGCAGCGUUUGAUUUUCGCUGGCAAGCAACUUGAGGAUGGUCGUACAUUGUCUGACUACAAUAUUCAGAAAGAAAGUACUCUUCAUUUGGUUCUUCGUCUGAGGGGUGGUAUUAUUGAGCCCUCUUUGGUUAUCCUGGCCCAGAAGUACAACUGUGACAAAAUGGUAUGCCGUCGUUGCUACGCUCGUCUUCCUCCACGUGCUACCAACUGCCGUAAGAAGGGUUGUGGCCGUUGCAGCCAACUCCGCCCCAAGAAGAAGAUUAAGGGUGGUAACUAA
Babesia sp. Xinjiang is the source of this 396-nucleotide messenger RNA. Its product is annotated as Ubiquitin-60S ribosomal protein L40. Gene Ontology annotation, cellular component: nucleus; ribosome; cytoplasm. The record is from RefSeq and is a predicted model, not a curated record. The coding region runs from base 1 to 396 and encodes 131 amino acids. The transcript has a single exon. NCBI's taxonomy places the organism in Eukaryota, Apicomplexa, Aconoidasida, Piroplasmida, Babesiidae. Gene Ontology annotation, molecular function: structural constituent of ribosome; protein tag activity; ubiquitin protein ligase binding. Gene Ontology annotation, biological process: modification-dependent protein catabolic process; translation; protein ubiquitination.